AUGCCCGCCCAUACGGCCGUUGCUUCUACAUCCAAUGACGCUCCCAGCGCCGCUACCGUGGCAGCUCAGUCGCGCCUGGAGAUGCGGCUCAAGUUCUGCUUGGACGGUACUUUCGAGAAGAUUGCAGGGGCUCCUCGGGCGUUCUUCAGAGACAAUCGCUCAAUGACUGAUUCCCAGCUUGCCAAAGUGGUGGCUCGGAUGGAGCUCCCGGUUGCUUAUGAGAAGCCCGCUGUCACUGGUGUUUCUCUGCCUCCAGAUGAGACCACCUCAACCACCGAAGAGAACACGGCUGUUGAUGUUGGCGCGUCAGCUUUGCCCAUCAAGUCGAUGAACACUGAAAGCUUCAAGGCUGCCACUGCUGGAACAAAGUUGCCUGGUCCAGUUGACAAGAACGUUGGAUAG
This is a messenger RNA of Podospora anserina S mat+, 402 nucleotides long. RefSeq lists its product as uncharacterized. The transcript has a single exon. NCBI's taxonomy places the organism in Eukaryota, Fungi, Ascomycota, Sordariomycetes, Sordariales, Podosporaceae. Bases 1 to 402 code for a protein of 133 amino acids. The record is from RefSeq and is a predicted model, not a curated record.